AUGACGACGAAGAAAAUUGCGACUGAAACAGAGAAGGCUAGGGCUGGUGAUGGCGGUUGCAAAUCUUUCGCAGCGAGGCCUGUCCAGGCGAAGAAGCAAUCGGUGAAACUUUCUCAAAACCCUAAAUCUGUGAUUAGGAUAAAACUGAAGAAGCCUUGCAACUCUGUUUCAACAAGGCCUCUAGAGGUGACGAAGAAGAUGAAGCGGUCUAUUCCGCAAGUUUCUGGAACAAACCCUAAAGCUGUUGCAGCCGUGAAGAAGAACGACAAGGAGACGUUGGAGCUGUUCGACAUAGCCAAGAAAUCAGCGGAUGUGGCCAACGCCAAGGGACUUCUGGCGGCUAAAGCAGAGACGUCAAUCUGUGUGGAUACUCUCUCUUUGCUCAUCAGUUUGCCAAUCAGCGCAACAGCUCCUGAAACGAGGAGGAUCAUGGAGAGGCUUGGGCACCUCACAAGGCACAAAGAUCGUAAAAUCUGCAAUUCCGCAUCGACUCUUUUUCAACAUUGGAGUCAGAGCAUCAGAGAUCAACAACACUAAGAUGCCCCUCUAAGACUCUCAAGGACAACAACA
Raphanus sativus (radish) is the source of this 570-nucleotide messenger RNA. RefSeq lists its product as uncharacterized. Lineage: Eukaryota; Viridiplantae; Streptophyta; Magnoliopsida; Brassicales; Brassicaceae. The transcript has a single exon. Bases 1 to 537 code for a protein of 178 amino acids. Gene Ontology annotation, cellular component: nucleus. The record is from RefSeq and is a predicted model, not a curated record.